Molecule: messenger RNA, 678 nt
Organism: Miscanthus lutarioriparius
Lineage: Eukaryota; Viridiplantae; Streptophyta; Magnoliopsida; Poales; Poaceae
Source: the annotation of a GenBank genome assembly
AUGAUCGCCGAGUCGUGCUCCGCGUGCAGCUCAGCCUCGGCCUCGACAUCAUCGGAGCACCACCAGACGGUGUGGACGUCGCCGCCGAAGCGGCCGGCGGGGCGGACCAAGUUCCGGGAGACGCGGCACCCCGUGUUCCGCGGCGUCCGGCGCCGUGGCAACGCCGGGCGCUGGGUGUGCGAGGUGCGCGUGCCCGGCCGGCGUGGCUGCAGGCUCUGGCUUGGCACCUUCGACACCGCGGAGGGGGCCGCGCGCGCGCACGACGCCGCCAUGCUGGCCAUCGCCGGCGCGGGCGCGUGCCUCAACUUCGCCGACUCGGCGUGGCUGCUAGCCGUGCCGGCCUCCUACGCCAGCCUCGCCGAGGUGCGCCACGCGGCCGCCGAGGCCGUGGAGGACUUCCUGCGCCGCGAGGCCGCCCCAGAGGACGACGCGCUCUCGGCGUCGACCUCGACGCCAUCGUCCCCUGCCAGCGACGACGGCAGCGCCACGGACGGCGAGGAGUCCUCAGACUCCUCUCCGGCCGCCGGGGUCUCGGCGUUCGAACCGGACGUGUUCAACGACAUGAGCUGGGACUUGUACUGCGCGAGCUUGGUGCAGGGAAUGCUCAUGGAGCCGCCGCCCGCGGUCAUGGAGUUCGGCGACGCCAACAUCGUCGAUGUGCAACUCUGGAGCUACUAG